UUGCGUGCGUCGCCCGGUAUACUCCGCGACCGCGACUCAGCUGUUCGAAGACGGAUCAAUACUAUUGAUUUCCUGGACCGAGCGUUGUCAGCUGACGAGCGCUUGACGACGCGUGUAAACAACGAGUUGAAUCUCGGUCUCGAGCCUUGUCGGACGCGUGAAUAAAGCUGCUUGGUUUUACAUUAUAAAAGUGUCUUUCAUUUCCGCGGCGCGCACGCUACAUUUUGGGGGCUCGUCCGCUUGUCGGACCUUGAGGAACGCGCGCGGAUCUAGUGAUAAGUGCGCGGAGUGAACAGACGAGAAGAAGCGGAGAAUUCGAAGGAUGUCAAUCCACCGUUCUCCUGUGAUGACCCGAUCUCACGCUUCUGCCGCUGCGGAGGGAGACAGAACGGAUGUUCGAAACUCGGAGCAGGAGACGCCGGGGAUCGUAAAGGCGCUCCUAGAGGAGAUGCGGUUGCUGCGCGAAAGCCUGACUCAAAGGGAGGAGGAACAAGCCGCGACGCUGCGACGGCACGAGGAGGAGCUGCGCUUUUUACAGCUGAGUCUUUUGAAUAAUAUUCCGCAAAACGGAAACGCGGGCAGUGAGUCGCGUGUGUCCGGGGCGGGCGCGGACGCGCGGCGAGAGGACGCGUUCGGUGCGGACGUGGACGCGCGGCGGGAGGAUGCGCGAAGUGAAGCGCGAAUGUCCGUCGGUCUAAAAUUAAAGCCCGAUACCUACGACGGGACGGCUCCGUUACGCGAGUUCCUCGCUCAAUUUUUGCUUAUCGCGAGUGCGAAUCAUUGGAGCGAGUCUGAGAAGGCGGUAGUUCUUGCUUCCUGUCUGCGGGGGAGGGCGCGUUCACUUUUGGACUCGUUUCCGGCUGACGAGGGCUCCAUUUCGUUUGCGGAGCUCAAGUCAAAGUUAGAACUUCGAUUCGGGGAAAGUGAGCUUGCGCAAAAUUUUUAUAUGCAGUUCACGAAUCGGAAGCAAGGGGCGGGGGAAGAUUUCGCGACGUUAGGCGCGGAUUUGGAGCGCCUAUCGCGUAAAGCGUAUCCCGAGUGCUCGUACGAAGUGCGCGAUAAAAUUUCUUGUUCGCAGUUUAUCGCUGCGCUGUCGGACGGGUUUGUCAAACGCUCCCUUCAAGUUGAAGGGGUAACAUCUUUACGAGUAACGGUUGAGCGCGCGAAGAUGUUAAAGUCUUUUAAUUUAAAUAGCUUUUCGGAAAAAGGAGGGAGUGAAGCCGAUGUGAGUUUAAAUCGAACCGAUACGAAUCCGAGCCCGAAUACGAAAUAGGGGGUUUAUUCUAAUGUUAACACUGUUUUGAAGUCAAUUUUAGUUCAUGUUUUUGUGUUUUUGUUCUGUUUGUUUUCUUGUGUGUUUCAGUUGCUCUUCGGAGAGCAGUUUCUUUUUAGAAGAAGGGCGGACAAAGAGGGAUCUCUUUCGGAAGGAGGUCGCUACUUGUAGGGAAGAAGACUGCCUCAUCCACGGUUUUUGACCGUGGUUUUCCCGUGGAACUUAGGGCAAAUGCCGAGGCAGAGGACGGGGAGCUUUUUAAAGCGUUGGGUCCACGGAGAUAAAUUCCCCCCCCGAUCCUGAAAAAAGAAGAAAGAAGUGCACAAGAUCCGACGUCGAGGGACAGUAUCGCAAGGGGAGUGGAGCACGGGGACGCGGAAGGAUUCGGGAGGUCCUGCGUGAGAGCUGGAUGAGCUCGGCGUGAGAGGAUGCCCGUGGUAGUCCUUGCAGGGGACGAAAAACUUCGGUGGACGUGGCUCGGGAACCCGUUGCAGCAGCUCGGGAAGAGCAGGAAAUCGUCCGGGAACCGAGGGAGUCUUCUGCGGAGAGCGCUAAAACUGUUUCCCUGAUUGUCGGGACGACAAUCUAGAAGAAGGGGGGCAGUGUUGCGUGCGUCGCCCGGUAUACUCCGCGACCGCGACUCAGCUGUUCGAAGACGGAUCAAUACUAUUGAUUUCCUGGACCGAGCGUUGUCAGCUGACGAGCGCUUGACGACGCGUGUAAACAACGAGUUGAAUCUCGGUCUCGAGCCUUGUCGGACGCGUGAAUAAAGCUGCUUGGUUUUACAUUAUAAAA
This is a messenger RNA of Monomorium pharaonis (pharaoh ant), 2068 nucleotides long. RefSeq lists its product as uncharacterized. The transcript is spliced from 2 exons. The coding region runs from base 323 to 1273 and encodes 316 amino acids. The record is from RefSeq and is a predicted model, not a curated record. Lineage: Eukaryota; Metazoa; Arthropoda; Insecta; Hymenoptera; Formicidae.